Molecule: messenger RNA, 861 nt
Organism: Capsicum annuum
Lineage: Eukaryota; Viridiplantae; Streptophyta; Magnoliopsida; Solanales; Solanaceae
Product: agamous-like MADS-box protein AGL80
Exons: 1
Coding region: 34-861 (275 amino acids)
Source: RefSeq, a predicted model, not a curated record
GCCCAUGAACUCAAAACACUUUGUAAUGUUGAAAUGGCUGCCAUCAUUUGUAGUCCAUACCACAUUGAACCCGAAGUGUUUCCAAAUAAUGAUGUUGCUAUCAGCACAUUUACAAAGUUUAGGGAAUUGCCAGAGUUUAAGCAAUCAAAAAAUAUGGUGACACAAAAAAAAUUCACCGAGGAAAGGAAAGGGAAAAUAGAGGAACAACUACGAAAAAUAAGGAAGGAAAAUAGGGUUAAGGAUUUGACAAACAAAAUGUAUGAAAUGUUGAAUGGAAAAGAUACUCAAGUUUGUAUGAGUUUAAAUAAUCUCAGUGAUCUUGAUUAUGUGAUAAACGAAAAUAUCAAAAAGGUAACUGAAAUGAUCAAAGGACAGGGUAGUGGAGAGAGUUCCACAUCAAAUUAUCAGCAACCUACUAUUGGACCAAUAGCACCAAGUGGGUCCAUCUUUGAGGGGCCAAGGGAUCCCCUGUUGUACCCUACUGGUACUCCAUUAUUGGUGGUACCUCUUGUGGAUCCGUUGAUGAUUCCUAGUGGGGACAACUUUGAGAGACCAAGGGCUCCUCUGUUAGACUCUGAUGUGGCUUCAAUGGAAAUGAUUCCUUCGGAGGCUUCAUCUCUAGUUCCUUUAGCCUAUACUUCUCAAGUGUCUCAACCACAAAUAAACCCUUCAAUGAGUCUCCCCUUAAUGGAUGCAUCAGUGCCGAUGAAUAACAAUGAAAACUAUUCUGUUGGCUUUCCAACGAGUCCUCCAUUGUCUGAAAUGCUGGAUUGGAAUGAUGAUAUAGUAACUUUACUUGAAGAUCCAUAUUUCAACAACAUUAGUUUUCAAGAUCCAAGGAAUGGCAAUAAUAAUUUUUGA